AAGGAAAAUCUGUUAACCUGGAUAAAAGGAUACAAAUAAAAUUAAGCACCAUAAUGUUUUUGCCGGUUAAAUCGAAUCUUUCCACCGACAACACUGCCAACAGUGAAGAUGUCACCACCACCAGCAACAAUUCAACACAGACACCGAGUGAUCUUAGCCCACCGGGACCAAAUGAGGAAGUUCUACCACAGGCACAUCAUCAAAAUCCAGGACAUUGUGUGGCAUCCUUUGCUGCGAUUAAUCAAAUGCGUACAAAUGCUCAGUUAUGCGAUGUUACUUUGGAAGUUGGCGGUGAAACCUUACAUGCCCAUAAAGUGGUUUUAGCCUCAGUCUCACCCUAUUUCUAUGCCAUGUUCAAUGAUGAUAUGCUGGAACGUACCCAGGGUAUUGUUCGUUUGCAUGACAUUGAUGUAACUGCCCUCAAACAUUUAAUCGAUUACAUUUAUACGGGAGAGAUUACCAUAACCGAACAAAAUGUCCAGGUCCUAUUGCCUGCAUCGAGUCUGCUGCAAAUGCAUUCGGUUAGGGAAGCCUGCUGUAAAUUUUUACUGCGUCAAUUACAUCCUUCGAAUUGUUUGGGUAUUCGUAGUUUUGCUGAUGCCCAUUCAUGCAAGGAGUUGCACACACGAUCGCAUAAAUAUGCAUUACAAAAUUUCCAACAAGUUGUUGGAACAGAGGAAUUUUUAUUACUGCCAUUUGAAGAGGUCAAAGAUUUAAUAUCAAACAAUUUGCUGAAUAUAUCAUCGGAAGAAAAAGUGUUCCAUGCCGUAUUGAAUUGGGUGAAACAUGAUUUGGACGAACGUCAAAAUCACAUUGCUGAACUGAUGAGUCAUGUUCGUCUGCCGCUGGUGAGUCGUGACUUUUUGAUGACAUGCGUCGAAACGGAACCAUUGAUACGAGAAGAUUCUCAGUGCAAAGAGCUGCUGUUGGAGGCAAUGAAAUAUCAUCUGUUGCCAGAACAAAGAAGUCUAAUGGGUAGCCAGCGGACACAUGAACGUCGUCCGGAUGGUAUGAAACCCUAUGUUUUCGCUGUGGGCGGUGGCAGUCUCUUUGCCAUACACAAUGAAUGCGAAGUUUAUAAUCCAAGGACAAAUGCCUGGUCGACAAUUGCACCAAUGUUGUGGCGGCGAUCACGUUCCGGCGUGACUGCUCUGCAUAAAAGUCUAUAUGUUGUGGGUGGUUAUGAUGGUGUCAAUGAUUUAGCCACGGCGGAAUGUUAUAGCCCUCUGACAAAUAAAUGGACAUACAUCACCCCCAUGGGCACCAAACGUUCCUGCUUGGGUAUUUGUUCAUUUGAUGGCUUGAUUUACGUCUGUGGUGGUUAUGAUGGAGCCUCCUGUUUGAGUAGCACCGAACGUUAUGAUCCAUUGACUUCGAUUUGGAGCUCCUGUCCAGCCAUGAAUACACGACGCCGUUAUUGCCGCUUGGCGGUUUUGGAUAAUUGCAUUUAUUCGCUGGGUGGAUUCGAUUCGACCAAUUAUCAAUCGAGUGUAGAACGUUUUGAUCCAAGAGUUGGCCGCUGGUAUCCGGUGCCCAGUAUGACGGCCAGGCGUAGCAGUUGUGGUGUUGCCUCGGCCGAUGGUUAUCUGUAUUGUAUUGGUGGUAAUGAUGGUACCAUGUGCAUGUCCAGUGGUGAACGAUUUAAUUUGAGGCGUAACAGCUGGGAACCCAUUGCCGCCAUGCAUUCACGUCGCUCCACCCAUGAAGUUGUGGAGGUGGAAGGAGCCCUUUAUGCAUUGGGUGGUAAUGACGGCUCUUCCUCUUUGAACUCCGUGGAACGUUAUGAUAUACGUCUGAACAAGUGGACCAUUGUGAAUUCUAUGGUAGCGCGUCGCAGUUCUGUUGGUGCUGCCGUUUUGGAUUGCUUCCAUUUGGAACGGGGGCUGGUACAGACUACUAAUUUAUGACCCCCACUGAGCUCAAUUGCUGAAUCAUUUGCCGCC
Messenger RNA from Musca vetustissima, 1943 nucleotides. Its product is annotated as kelch-like protein 17. Bases 54 to 1907 code for a protein of 617 amino acids. Lineage: Eukaryota; Metazoa; Arthropoda; Insecta; Diptera; Muscidae. The record is from RefSeq and is a predicted model, not a curated record. Gene Ontology annotation, molecular function: protein binding. The transcript is spliced from 6 exons.